GCUGAUGCGCGCUGUCUGUUGACCAAAAAAAGUCUAAUAAACAACUAAAAACGUGAUAAAUACAGUAAUUUGAGUGUUUUUUUAAUUUUUUGAAGAAAAAGCGUUUUAAUGAACCACUAAGAUAAAUAGUUACAAAAAGCUGUAAAGAAUGGAUGCCAAAAGGAGAUUUCCUUCUGGACAUAAUCUGACUUUAAGCACCAGAAAGAAAGAAAAAAAGUGCCAAAAAUGUGGAUUUGUUACGUUUUGUCUGCGUGUGUUAUAUAAGCACAGGAUUAAAUGUGUUGGGAAAUUAAUAGGUUCUCCAAUUGCAUGUUGCUAUUGCAAAAGAAAAUUCAUUUUUUUCAAUUCUUUUAAGCACCAUAAACAGACCUGUGUCAAAACUUAUUUAAGAAGAAAAUAUUUUUUAAAAAAAUUUCAAGCUUCAAAAAGAAAGCCUGGUUCAUCUGCUCAGUUAAAUCAAUCAACAGGAAAACAUAUCAUUGUUUGCCCCAUUUGUUGUCAAUUCUUCAAAAACCAACUAAAAUAUAACAAUCAUCUUCAAAGAGGUAUUUGUAAAUCUAAGUCAUCAAAAUUGCAAGAAAGUUUUUCUGCUCGCAAAAGUUUUGCGAAGGAUAGUAGUAAGCAUCUGCAAAAAAAUAGAUCUUCCCAUGAAAAAUAUCCACCAAACAAUCAAUCUUUUAGAAACAUGAAAAGUGAUCUUCAUUCAUUUGCUAAACACACACAUUCUUUCACUUGUAUGUGGUGCAAAAGCGAGUACCCGACGGAAAUGUUACUGUGUAAGCACUUUGAAAAAAAUGAAGUGUGUGCAGAAGUUUUUUAUAAAUCAUGUGUUAAGAAGAGAAAAGAAAGUUUUAAGGCCAGAAAAAGUGUUACGCAUGUCCUUGCUAGAAAAUCGGUUUCCAGUCAUAAAAGCAGACAACACAUAGGACAGUUGAGUUUACCACAUGAUUCUGGUGGUUCAGCAAGAAAGAGUUUUAGUUCUCCUUUUCAAAAGUAUUCCAAUAAAUAUAAAAGUCUUUCUGCCCGUUUCGCAAAGCCUUUUCUGAACUACUGUCCUGUUUGUUUUGAAAAAUUUCAAGAUUCUCAUAGUUAUUUCCUGCAUCAGAAGAAAUUUAACCACUGGGGAAAAGCAACUAAAUCUGCGAAUGUUAAAAUAAAGUGUCCUUUUUGCAAUAAAGAUUUUUUUCAUAUUCGAGCUCGUAAUAUUCAUUUACGUAAUCAUGCUGAUAAAUCUGAGGAAGAAAUAAGGUUAUUCCUCAAAAAUAGUACCUGUAACAUUUGUUCCCAGAUCUUUGAAUCAGAAUCCAUUAAGCAGCAGCAUGAAAAGCUUGAACAUAGAAAUGAGCUUUCAGAUCUAAAUCCAGCUGUGCAGUUUCUUGCUGGCCUAUCUAAUAAUACAACGUCCAGUAAGAAAAAUUCAAAUGUUAGGCUAAAUCCCGACGAAUUGCCUGCUGCUUUAAAAAAGAAAUUGGAUCUAUUUCGCAAUUCUUGCCCAAUUUGUAUGACAGAUUAUCCAUCUCCAUUUAUACGUGAUAAGCAUUUUUGUAAAAACCACUUAGAAAGGGUAAUUACAUGCAAAUUUUGCUUUGUUAAACUCAAAAAAGGUGAAAAUUUGCCUUUGCAUUUACAGGAAUUUCAUGGUGAUAAUCUUUCUUUUAGUUGUAAAGAAUGCAAUGUUUACUUUUUAUCAGAACUUCAUGUCCAACAGCAUGCCUUAAAAGCACAUCCAAAUCGAAAUCCCAAAUCUUUUGUUUGUUGUCGAAGCACUAUAAAAACCCUUAACACUGAAGAAAUCUAUGGUGGAAGAAGUUAUAUUGAAAAUGAUCAGCAUACUUUAGAAUAUUAUUGUGACAUAUGUCAAAUUGGAUUUCAAAAAUUAUGCGGUUUACAGCGGCAUCGACAGUCAAAGCAACAUAGAGAUACACUGAUAAAAAAUCUUGAUGCUGUUCACAAAUCAUUAUCAAAUUUACCUCCUUCCCCUGCUCCAAUUCCUAAAAAAGCAACUAAGGAACCUGAGGUCAUUUGUUGCAAUGAAUGUUUGGAGGAAUUUUCAUCAAUAAAAGAUUUUGUUCCACAUCGUCUCAGCCAUUUUAGUGUUCAAAAUAAGUAUUUGGAAAUUGAUGAAUUGAAUCCUUAUGUUUGUGAAAUAUGUAAUGAUGAAAUGGACAGUCACUCAAAUGUACAACAUCAUUUAUUUUGGCACUUACAGUUUAAAACUGUUGAUGAUAAAAUUGCUACAGCAAAGAAGAGUAACUUAAGUACUGUUGAUAAAUUAGGUGGACAACAUGUUGCAAAGAAAUCUUUUAAUUUGCAAAAUUGUGAAUUAUUACAAGAAGUAACUAUUGGUGGUAUUAAAAAGUCUUUAUUUACUUGUGAUUCUUGCAAUAUUGGGUUUACUACAAAAGCUCAUUAUAAUGUACAUGUGCGGAAAUUUUGCAAAAUGAAAAAGAAGAUAACCCAGCUUUCUCUUGAAAAAGCAAAAGGUUUUGUAGAGAAAGAGAUUUUCUUGCACUGCACAGAUGAUAAAAAUAAAGGAGAUUCACAUAUUACUGGUGGAAAAAGCAUUAUUUGCUCUGCAUGUAAUAGUCUAUUUUCAACUUUUGGUAUUUAUGACAAGCACAAAAAGUUUUGUUCUAACUACUAUCAUGAGGUAGAAAAUUUAGAACCAAACAAAGAUAAUGUAGAAUACAUAAGAUCUGCCAUGGAGCUUCAGUGUUCUAUUGCAGGUUGCAUCUCAUGUAAUUUAACAUUCAGUGACAUGGAACAGUAUUUUGAUCAUAUGUUGACGCAUCUAGAUCAAACUUCUGAAAAAUGUGAUUCAAAUCCAGAAACUAAAUUAAAAGAAACUGAAGGGAAUUUUGCUACACCAUUUCACUGCACUGUUUGUAACUGCCUUCUCGUUUCUUCAGAUGUUUUAGAAUAUCAUAAACAGUUUUGUAAUAAAGUCAUACAUAAGGAAUCAAAUAGUGACGUAAAUGCAAUUAAGUCUGCUUUAAGACUUAAUUGUGCUUUAUCAGCAUGUAUUUCUUGUAGUUCAUUAUUUGACAAUCUUGAACUUUUUACUGAGCACAUGAUUCUUCGUCACACAGAAUCAGCAAACGAGUCCAUCCAGAAUGAAACCACUGAUAAAAAUCCUCUCAAUGAAUUUGUGCCUUUAAAAGAUCACAUUGCUGAGGUUGAAAAAUGUGCAUCAAUCGAUGCUAAUCUGUCUGUAGAUUCAUUAUUGGAUGAGUUAGGUGAAAAUUGCUCAGACUCUUUUGUUUCUAACAACAUAACUGAACAUCAGAAAGCUUUAGAUUUUUCUGAUGCAUUCUCCUUAGUGACAAAUUCAGCUGAGGCAAUUGUUCCUGAUUGCCCUGUACCUGCCAUUUCUGUUGAGAGUACAAAUGAAGGUGCUGAUUAUACACUUGAAAAAUUACGUAGCAAAUUUUCAGAGUUACUUUAUAUUCUAGUUAAGGACCCUGAUUUGAUGCAGAAGUUAGGAUACGGUAAGGAACUAAUUGAUGAUGUUCUUAUCAAAGUGUUGCAACACGUUGAACAACCACCUAUUCUAGAUGACCAGGCACCAGAUUUGGAACGUUUACGGAAAAACAUUCUUAUUCUUUUGAAUUUUUGUCUUCAUGCCUCAAUUAUGGAAGUUAUUUCUACUGGAAAAGCUUCUACUGAUGAAAUGGUUGAUGCAGCUCUUAAGAUACUAAGAUAAACUAUCACUGCCAUGUAAAUAUCUAAACACAUUUUUUAUGUUGUUCAUCAUUUACCUUUAAACAUGCGUGAAUGUUCUUGAUUUUUCAUCCUUCGCUAUUGUUAAAUGUUAUCACAUGUUUGCAGUUUUAGACUAUUUUUAAAUAUAUUUUGACUUGUUUCAUAUGUUAUUUUUGUGGCACUCACGAUUUGAAAAGAGAAUUUGUAAUUGAAGUUAAUUAGUUGACAAAAGAAAAGUUCAAAUAUAUAGGCGAAUUGAAAUGUGUAUUAGAUUUUUUUGUUAUUAUUUACAUUGCGUUUAAAAAAAUCUUUCAGGUCUUGACCGUGUGCAGUUUUACCUGAACUCACCAACAAUCUGAAAUGUGUAAACAGUGCUUAUACAGUGAAACCUCCGAAUAGCGGACAGUCAAGGGACUAGAAGUUUUGUCCGUUAUUGGGAGGUGUCCGCUAUUAGGAGGAACUACUUAAUUUACCUUUUUCAAAAUGGGCUGUUGUUCCCUUUGUAGAACACAAUCGAAACAAUUGCGAAAGGUUUACUACAUUUUACGUCAAGUGUAAUUAAUCUGUUUUUUCUUAAUAAAGAUAUACUGACAGCACACACUUGUCUUAAAAAGCAUUUAAUCAAUUAAAGUAAUCAGUUAAAACAGUUUGACAUCUCUUUUUUGCAUUACCAACGGCGGCGAUUCGGCGGAGUAACCCCCCUCCCCCCACACACUUUUUAUGGUUAAUUUAUUUAUUUUAUCUCGAGUAUCACUAUUGCAUGAUUGACAGUUGGCAAUAUGACCUUGAAUAUGGGCAAAUCUUUUUCAUGUCUAAAAAUUAAACAACCCAACGAAACCACGGCGCCAUAAAGCCAACUACUACCGGCGCAGGUCUGCUCAAUUGCAUCUCCCGAGAGCCCCACUUAGAAAAAGCGCUCAGUUUCUUCUUUUUUAUCUUAACUUUUGAAUAGUUAUUGUGUACAAAAUUCAUUAAAAUCUUAAGAAAAACGUACGUUAAUUGUUAGGCUGACAUCAGUUUUCACUUAUCUGCUUCAAUACUCUCAAAACUAGCCGUUACA
Molecule: messenger RNA, 4762 nt
Organism: Uloborus diversus
Lineage: Eukaryota; Metazoa; Arthropoda; Arachnida; Araneae; Uloboridae
Product: zinc finger protein 845-like
Exons: 2
Coding region: 149-3703 (1184 amino acids)
Biological process (GO): regulation of transcription by RNA polymerase II
Cellular component (GO): nucleus
Molecular function (GO): DNA-binding transcription factor activity, RNA polymerase II-specific; RNA polymerase II transcription regulatory region sequence-specific DNA binding
Source: RefSeq, a predicted model, not a curated record